This is a messenger RNA of Mesoplodon densirostris (Blainville's beaked whale), 5758 nucleotides long. It is a transcript of the gene MAP3K21, whose product is annotated as mitogen-activated protein kinase kinase kinase 21. Gene Ontology annotation, biological process: protein phosphorylation. The coding region runs from base 1 to 3165 and encodes 1054 amino acids. The record is from RefSeq and is a predicted model, not a curated record. Gene Ontology annotation, molecular function: JUN kinase kinase kinase activity; ATP binding; protein binding. Lineage: Eukaryota; Metazoa; Chordata; Mammalia; Artiodactyla; Ziphiidae. The transcript is spliced from 10 exons.
AUGGCCUUGCCGGGCGCCGAGGUCGCGGCUGACAGGCCGGGGUCGCCGGCGCCGGGCGCCCCCGCCGGCUCCGCGUCGUCGUCGUCCGCCUCGUCCGGCGGCUCGGCCUCGGCCUCGGCCUCGGCGGGAGCGGGGCUGUGGGCCGCGCUGUACGACUACGAGGCGCGCGGCGAGGACGAGCUGAGCCUGCGACGCGGCCAGCUGGUGGAGGUGCUGUCCCAGGACGCCGCCGUGUCGGGCGACGAGGGCUGGUGGGCCGGCCAGGUGCAGCGGCGCCUCGGCAUCUUCCCCGCCAACUACGUGGCGCCGUGCCGCCCGGCCGCCCGCCCCGCGCCGCCGCCCGCCCGGACGCCGCCGCCGCGGCCCGGCUCGCCGGUGCACGUCGACUUCGAGAGGCUGGAGCUCCAGGAGCUCAUCGGCGCCGGCGGCUUCGGGCAGGUGUACCGCGCCACCUGGCAGGGCCAAGAGGUGGCGGUGAAGGCGGCGCGCCGGGACCCGGACCAGGACGCGGCGGCGGCGGCCGAGAGCGUGCGGCGCGAGGCCCGGCUCUUCGCCAUGCUGCGGCACCCCAAUAUCAUCGAGCUGCGCGGCGUGUGCCUGCGGCAGCCGCACCUCUGCCUGGUGCUCGAGUUCGCCCGCGGCGGAGCGCUCAACCGCGCGCUGGCCGCCGCCAACGCCGCCCCGGACCCCCGCGCGCCCGGGCUGCGCCGCGCGCGCCGCAUCCCCCCGCACGUGCUGGUCAACUGGGCGGUGCAGAUCGCGCGGGGCAUGCUCUACCUGCACGAGGAGGCCGUCGUGCCCAUCCUGCACCGGGACCUCAAGUCCAGCAACAUAUUGCUACUGGAGAAGAUAGAGCAUGAUGACGUCUGCAAUAAGACGUUGAAGAUUACAGAUUUUGGGUUAGCGAGAGAGUGGCACAGGACCACCAGGAUGAGCGCAGCAGGCACCUAUGCCUGGAUGGCCCCAGAAGUCAUCAAGUCCUCUUUGUUCUCCAAGGGAAGCGACAUCUGGAGCUAUGGAGUGGUGCUGUGGGAACUGCUCACGGGAGAGGUCCCCUAUCGUGGCAUUGACGGUCUUGCUGUGGCCUAUGGGGUGGCAGUCAAUAAGCUCACUUUGCCCAUUCCUUCCACCUGCCCUGAGCCGUUUGCCAAGCUCAUGAAAGAAUGCUGGCAACAGGACCCUCAUAUUCGUCCAUCAUUUGCCUUAAUUCUUGAACAAUUGACUGCAAUUGAAAAGGCAGUUAUGACUGAAAUGCCUCAAGAAUCUUUUCAUUCCAUGCAAGAUGACUGGAAGCUGGAAAUUCAACAAAUGUUUGAUGAGUUGAGAACAAAGGAAAAGGAGCUGCGGUCCCGGGAGGAAGAGCUGACGCGGGCCGCCCUGCAGCAGAAGUCACAGGAGGAGCUGCUCAGGCGGCGGGAACAGCAGCUGGCCGCGCGGGAGAUCGACGUGCUGGAGCGCGAGCUCAACAUCCUCAUCUUCCAGCUGAGCCAGGAGAGGCCCAACGUCAAGAAGAGGAAGGGCAAGUUUAAGAGGAGCCGCCUAAAGCUCAAAGACGGGCGUCGGAUCAGUUUACCUUCAGAUUUCCAGCACAAAAUAACUGUGCAGGCCUCCCCCAACUUGGACAAACGGAGGAGCCUGAAUAGCAGCAGCUUCAGUACACCGAGCAGCCCCACGGUGAUCCCCCGACUCCGGGCAAUACAGCUGACCUCAGAUGAAAGCAAUAAAACUUGGGGCAGGAGCACGGUCUGUCGACAAGAAGAAUUUGAAGAUGUAAAAAGGAAUUUCAAGAAAAAGGGUUGUACCUGGGGUCCAAAUUCCAUUCAAAUGAAAGAAAGAACUGACUGCAAAGAAAGAAUAAGACCUCUCUCAGAUGGCAACAGUCCCUGGUCAACCAUCUUAAUAAAAAAUGAGAAAACCAUGCCGCUGGCUUCAUUAUUUGUGGACCAGUCAGGUGCAUGUGAAGAGCCACAACUUGCCCCAGACGGAUUGGAACACAGAAAACCAAAGCAGAUAAAAUCACCGAGUCAAGCAUACAUUGAUCUACCUCUUUGGAAAGAUGGCCAGAGAGAGAAUCUGGUGGAACCCGAAAGCUGGGAGGAGAGAACCCCAGUGAGCCCUGCCACCAACAUUCCUCAGGGGACCCCUCCGAACAGUCUGAGCAGAUCCCCCCAGAGGAAGAAGACAGAGUCUGCUCUGUAUGGCUGCACCGUGCUGCUGGCGUCGGUGGCUCUAGGCCUGGACAUCAGAGAGCUCACGAAAGCACAGGCUGCUGAAGACCCGUUGCCCAAGGAAGAAAGGAAGAAACGUGAGGGCAUCUUUCAGCGGGCGCCUAAGUCCCGAAGCAGUGCCAGCUCCGCCACUAGGCUGCCAGCCGCAGGCGAGGGGGCCAGCAGCCCAUCCCCACUCCCUCCGUCCAGCGCCGCGAACCUCCUGUCCAUGCCUUCUCUCUCCACCAAGUGCCUGCUGCAGAUUGACGGUGAAGAUUCCUUCGAGAGCAGCACACACGUCCCUUGUGACCCCAAGGUGCCCAUUCCAGAUCCUUGCCCUGCCUUUGGAAGGAGGGAUCAGGAGCCAACCCCCGUGCCAGGACUGGAGACCCAUCGUGGUGUGUGGGGAAACCUGUCUCCUUCCUUCACAGUUCCAGCACGUGCGGACGCAUCUUACGCUGCUUCUUCAAAAGAAAGAGCAGCACAUCACCGACGGACUGUGUCUGAUGGAAGUGCUUCUCAGCCCCCAGCUGGUGCAGCUCUCAUCUCAGCCCCCGGAGCCUCUGAGCUGCCCCCUGAGUGGGUUUGGGGGACGCCCCCCUUGCCACCUGGACCUCAUAGUGACCUGCCAAGUGAGGUCCUGCCCGAAAAACAGAGAGCUGUCCAUAUGGUGCCUCUGCCUUGCCCUCCCCACCUAAGAAGCCAGGUAGGUGCCCCGAAGGCCUUCCCGCAGAGAACAGAGUCUCAGCAUGCACAGGCCUGCCCUGUGGUGGGCGGUCCAGCACCAGCCCCUGACUGUCCCCUCGGUGCCAAGGAGAGAACUAAGCCCCACGUGCCUUCCUUACUGGAUGCUGACGUGGAAGGCCAGAGCAGGGACUGCACGGUGCCUCUGUGCAGGCUGAGGAGCAGAAUGAGCCGACCAUCUCUGUACGAACUGGAGAAAGAAUUUCUGUCUUAAGUGCCUUAUAUUGUUCAAGCAUUUCUUUUUUUUUUUUUUUUAAGGUGAACAAAUGAAAACAGUGUGUCUACUUUUGAAUUGUUUUAUGCUGCUGUGUUUUCAAAGCUGUGGCUAUGUUACUAAAAUAGUAAUGGAUGUCUAACUUCUCCAAAAAUAUAUGUGAUUGCUGUUGCCUGACUGUAUUGUGAUUCCACUGGAUUCUUACCUAGCAACUUGAAAUACUACACACGUGUAAAACCAAUGUGCAGCAAUGUAAAUCUGUGUUUAAGCACAAUUUUAAAUGCUUUGUUUGCUGCCAUUUAUAUCCUUGUCUAUUAGUUCACACAGAAAUUGUAAUGGUGUGCCAUUUUUGUUUCCUUCCUUCCUGUUUCCUUCCUUUUGUUUUCUAUUUUCCUUUACCUUUUUCCCUUUCUUUCCUUUUUUUUGUUAUUUGUGCAACAGGAAGCCAAGAGUAAUGUGAUGUUAGCAAGUAAAGAUGUUUAUGUAAAAAAAAUUUGUUGCCUAGAAUAGAUUGGAGAGUCCUAUUUGAACUACCUAAACUCAGCAGUAGGCUUAUAAUGCAUAAGUAUGUCCAAAUCUCACCUGAAAUAUGCACUAUUUCUCUCUUUGAGAAAAUUUUACUGAAUGUAACUUGUAAAAGUUUUAAUGAAUGUAACUUCUAAAAAUUUUAUCCAUUAGAACUCCAAAGUAGAUUUUUCAAAAAGCCAGUGAUUGACAUUUGACUCAGACUGUACUGUAUAGAGUUGAGAGGCACUAACCUGUGUGUUCUCCCUGUAGAAAGGAUCUUCCUUCUUCCUUCAUCAGUAGCCAUUGAUUUGGUAUCCAGAAGUGUAAAGCAAACCUUUUGUCGUAGAGUUUUUAAAAAUUAAUCAAUGCGUGCAUUAUGUGCCGAAGAAAAUUCAUGUCAUUUAAUAUUAUUUUUCUCUAUUUAAAUGCAUAAUCAUCCUAAUAAUCUCAAAUACAGUUAGAAACACUGCAAAGUCAAGAAACAGCAGUACGGUUAGAAUUUAAGUGUUUUUUUGUUUUUGUUUUUGUUUUUGUUUUUUUGCGGUAUGCGGGCCUCUCACUGCUGUGGCCUCUCCCGUUGCGGAGCACAGGCUCCGGACACACAGGCCCAGCAGCCAUGGCUCAUGGGCCCAGCCGCUCCGCGGUAUAUGGGAUCCUCACGGGCCCAGCCGCUCUGCGGCAUCAGCGGACCUUCCCGGACCGGGGCACGAACCUGCGUCCCCUGCAUCGGCAGGCGGACUCUCAACCACUGCACCACCAGGGAAGCCCAGAAUUUAAGUGUUUUAAAAUAGUAGUUGUUCACUUAAUUGUAGAUACAUGUUAGAUAUCUGUUGGGUGGGACAAGCUGAUGUGAUAGAAUGGAGAAAUAUAAGUUAUUUUCAGAUGUGGGUUUAUAAAACGAAUCUUUGGAUAGCAGAUCAGGUUUUUAAGUGAUUUUAAAUUAUUUUAUAGUCACUUUUAUAAAUCAUAGAGUUAUGAUACAAAUAAACUACUGAGUUAUUAAGCUACUGAAAUGGCUAUCCAGGAGCUUGGUAAACUUGCCUGGUUCUUUUGUUAAAUCUGUUAUGCUUCUCUCCCUAGAAUAUGGUUAUUCAGAUGACACACAGUAAGCAUUUAAAAUUUUCCCUACAGUGAAAAACUUUAAUUACAAACAUUACUUGAUAUUUCAUUUAAAAUUUUACCUUGGUUAAGGUUUACUGAAUAACUGGAAGGUCAGUGAUUUAAUCAGCUGUGAUAAAGUAUCUACCUAUAGUAGAAAAAAAAAGAGGAAAAUUAUAUUAUUUGGCCAUUUUAGAACCUCUCAGUCGUCUAACAAGUGUGCCACUGCCAAUGAUGAACAGGGCAUGAAAGGAUUAUUUUAAUAUAAGCGCAUUUUGCCUUAAGGAAAUUCUUGAAGCACAAUCUCAGGUCCUUAAUUACAUUUUGUGGUGUUGUGGUCCAUUCUAUGAUUUGGCUUCACUUUUGGGUGGUUGUUGAAUUACAUAACAGAGAUUUGGUUUCCUCAAAAUUGUAUCACAUUUGAAACUGUGGUUGGCUACUUCAUACUCAGUCAUAUGAGGGCAUGUAACUUCCAGCUAAAAGUAAACGAAAUACAUGCCUACGGUAAUACAUGAAACACGAAAUAUAGAAACUGUGUUUUCAGUUUUGCUUCUACCAAAACAUCGUGUGUGUGUGUGUGUCUGUGUGUGUGUGUGUGUGUGUGGCACUUUGUGUGAGGGUAGGGGAGUGAUGGGUGUCCAUCUGUGUGGUCCCUCUACUCUGUUCCUGUUUAGCUUUAUUUUAGUCAACUCUACAUUAUGAUGAAUUUAGAAAUGAAGUUACAUUAAAAAGAUAAUUGUCAUAUAAGGACUCGAUCUCACAUGUUACUGCAGAUAGUUACUUUUUGCUGAGAUCUAUUGUACAUUUGCGAUUUUCUGUGUGUAUAGGUAUACUUAGCGGAAUCUGGUUAUUUAUUUUCAUAUAGACUUAAUAGCUCACUGAAAGAUAAAUUAAGCUGAUUACUAUUAGUCAACAGUUAAGGUGCUCCCACUGCAGAGAUUUGAGGCCUGGGCCUGAAACGCUGUAUUAUGAAGCUUUGUGACUGAAA